AUGAGCAAAAUUGUUGACUUUUUUCCUGGUGCACAUUUUUCAGUGCUUCUUGGUCGUUUAACACAUCUAGCACCGGCAACACCACCAGCAGCAGCUACAGCACCACUACCAGCACCAUCAGCUACAACAGCAGCAGCUACAGCACCACUAUCAUCACCACUAUCGUCAUCACUAUCGUCACCACUAUCAUCAGCAUCACUAUCAGCACCACUACGAGCUCCACUACCAGCACCACUUCCAGCACCACUACCAACACCACUACCAGCACCACUACCAGCACCACUACCAACACCACUACCAGCACCACUACCAACACCACUAAAAAAACCAGGAGAUACAACGUCUUUGACAAAGUCUAUUCCUAAACAGGCAAUCAUUGGACAUCCUUUCAUUCCACAUGUUUUGAGUUGACUGUUGCAACUAUAACUACCACAACAUGGUUUAUCAUAAUUGCACGCUUGAUUCAAUUGUCCGCACGUGCUUGAAUUGACACAUUUGCCUGAAUAGCAUUCACACGCUUCACAUUCGUAGCCAGGGGCACAUUUUUCACGGCUAUUGAAUCCACCAAUACAUUUAGCACCGGCACCACCACCACCUCCACCAACAUUAACAGCACUAUUGAUUGAGUUCUGGAUAGUCAACAAACAUUGAUUGAAAAUUAAAAAACACAAUCAAUUUAAAUAAUACGACCAUGAUGAAUUUUAGAAAUAAUUAUUUUUUUAAUACAGUUUACUGUAUAAAUUUGAAAGUUUGUAUU
Molecule: messenger RNA, 757 nt
Organism: Oppia nitens
Lineage: Eukaryota; Metazoa; Arthropoda; Arachnida; Sarcoptiformes; Oppiidae
Product: cyclin-dependent kinase inhibitor 1C-like
Exons: 2
Coding region: 1-411 (136 amino acids)
Source: RefSeq, a predicted model, not a curated record